ACCCCGGGAGGAGAAGAACAUGGCUCCCGCGGCGGAGGGCAGCGCCGCUCCGGGGCGCGCUGGGCGCCAGUGAGCGCGAUGGUGAACUCCAGCCGCGUGCAGCCGCAGCCGCCCGGGGACGCCAGGCGCUCGCCCGCACCGCGAGCGUCCGGCCCGGGCCGGCUGAUGGCGGGGGGCGCCGGCCUGGCGGCCCCGGGCGGCCUCCGGGAGCAGCGGGGCCUGGAGAUCGAGAUGGAGCGCAUCCGGCAGGCGGCCGCGCGGGACCCCCCGGCCGGAGCCUCGGCCUCCCCGUCUCCGCCGCUCUCGUCGUGCUCCAGGCAGGCGUGGAGCCGCGAUAACCCGGGCUUCGAGGCCGAGGAGGACGACGACGAGGAGGAGGAGGUGGAGGGAGAAGAAGGAGGCAUGGUGGUGGAGAUGGACGUGGAGUGGCGCCCGGGCAGCCGGAGGUCCGCCUCUUCCGCGGCCGUGAGCUCGGCGGGCGCCCGCGGCCGGGGGCUGGGCGGCUACCGCGGGCCCGGUCACCCGAGCGGGAGGCGGCGCCGGCUGGAGGACCAGGGCGCGCCGUGUCCCAGCCCCGCGGGCGCCGGGGACCCGCUGCAUCGCCACCUCCCGCUGGACGGGCAGCCGCCCCGGGUGGCCUGGGCCGAGAGGCUGGUUCGCGGGCUGCGAGGUCUCUGGGGAACUCGGCUGAUGGAGGCGAGCAGCGCUGACCGCGAGAAGUACCUGAAAAGUGUGCUUCGGGAGCUGCUCACCUACCUCUGCUUCCUCAUCGUCCUGUGCGUUUUGACCUAUGGGAUGAUGAGUGCCAACGUAUACCAUUACAGCCGAGCUCUGUCAAGGCUCUUCAUAGACACCCCAGUGUCCGACACAGAGAAAACCACCUUUAGAACGCUGUCCUCCAUGGAGGACUUCUGGAAGUUCACAGAAGGCUGCCUCCUGGACGGGCUGUACUGGAAGGCACGCACCGGCGACCACACGAGCGCCGACAACCGAAGCUUCAUUUUCUACGAGAACCUGCUGCUCGGGGUGCCGCGCCUGCGUCAGCUCAGGGUCAGGAACGGCUCCUGCUCCAUCCCGCAGGACCUGAGGGGCGAGAUCAAAGAGUGCUACGAUGUCUACUCGGUCAGCAGUGAGGACAGGGCUCCGUUUGGACCUCGGAACGGAACCGCGUGGAUCUACACGAGUGAGAAGGACUUGAAUGGGAGCAGCCACGGGGGCAUCAUUGCAACUUACAGUGGAGCAGGCUAUUACUUGGAUCUGUCGAGAACGAGGGAGGAGAGCGCUGCGCAGAUCACAGGCCUCAGGAGGAACUUCUGGCUGGACCGCGGGACACGGGCAACGUUCAUUGACUUUUCAGUGUACAAUGCGAACAUCAACCUGUUCUGUGUGGUCAGGUUAUUGGUUGAAUUCCCAGCGACGGGCGGUGUGGUGCCCUCUUGGCACUUCCAGCCUGUGAAGCUGGUCCGCUACGUCACCGCAUUCGAUUUCUUCCUGGCUGCCUGUGAGGUUAUCUUCUGUGUCUUUGUUCUGUACUAUGUGGUGGAAGAAAUACUGGAAAUCCGGAUCCACAGACUGCACUACUUCAGGAGCUUCUGGAACUGUCUGGAUGUUGUGAUUGUUGUGUUGUCCGUGGUAGCUGUGGCAAUCAGCAUUUGCCGAACAUCAAAUGUGGAGGGCCUACUGCAGUUUCUUGAGGACCAAAAUACUUUCCCCAACUUUGAGCAUGUGGCAUACUGGCAAAUACAGUUCAACAAUAUAGCUGCUGUCAUGGUAUUUUUGGUCUGGAUUAAGCUCUUCAAGUUCAUCAGUUUCAAUAGGACCAUGAGCCAGCUCUCCACAACCAUGUCCAGAUGUGCCAAAGACCUCUUUGGUUUCACCAUUAUGUUCUUCAUUAUCUUCUUGGCGUAUGCUCAGUUGGCAUAUCUGGUCUUUGGCACGCAGGUUGAUGACUUCAGUACCUUCCAAGAAUGUAUCUUCACUCAGUUCCGCAUCAUUCUGGGUGAUGUCAACUUCGCAGAGAUUGAGGAAGCCAACCGAGUUUUGGGACCACUUUAUUUCACUACAUUUGUGUUCUUUAUGUUCUUCAUUCUUUUGAAUAUGUUUUUGGCCAUCAUCAAUGAUACUUACUCUGAAGUGAAAUCGGAUCUGGCUCAGCAGAAAGCAGAAAUGGAACUCUCAGACCUUAUCAGAAAGGGCUACCAAAAAGCACUGGUCAAACUCAAACUUAAAAGAAAUACAGGAGAUGACAUUUCAGAGAGGCUGCGGCAAGGCGGGGGCAAGCUGAACUUUGAUGAGCUUCGACAAGACCUGAAAGGGAAGGGCCACACAGAUGCAGAGAUUGAGGCCAUCUUCACUAAAUACGACCAGGAUGGCGACCAGGAGCUGACCGAACGUGAACACCAGCAGAUGAGGGACGACUUGGAGAGGGAGAGGGAGGACCUGGACUUGGAACAUAGCUCCUUGCCGCGUCCCAUGAGCAGCAGAAGCUUCCCUCGAAGCCUGGAUGACUCCGAGGAGGAGGAUGAUGAAGACAGUGGGCAUAGCUCCAGGAGGCGGGGGAGCUUCUCCAGCGGGGUUUCCUAUGAAGAGUUCCAGGUACUGGUGAGGCGCGUGGACCGCAUGGAGCACUCUAUCGGCAGCAUCGUGUCCAAGAUCGACGCUGUGAUAGUCAAGCUUGAGAUCAUGGAGCGGGCGAAGCUGAAGAGACGGGAGGUGCUGGGGAGGCUGCUGGACGGAGUGGCUGAGGAUGCGAGGCUGGGUCGUGACAAUGAGAUCCACAGGGAGCAGAUGGAGCGCCUUGUACGGGAAGAGUUGGAACGCUGGGAAUCGGAUGAUGCAGCCUCCCAGACGGGUCAUGGUCUGGGCACACAAGUGGGACUCAGUGGCCAGCCUCACCCCAGGAGCUCCCGGCCGCCUUCCUCCCAGUCUGCAGAUGGCCUGGAAGGUGGAGGUGGAAAUGGAAGCACCAAUGUCCAUGUGUAAAAACCCACAUGUGUUUGUAUGUGUGUUCCUGAGACAAGGAGAGGUGGUUGUCCAGCAUGGCAAUGACAAUGACAGUAUUUAUAUGCCCAGCUACAUUAUGAUGCUGGUCUUUGUGACCAAUUGUUUUCAUUUUCUGCACUUUAAUUUAUUUACAUAAACUUUACCCAUGGUUCAAGGACGAUUGUUAUACUUUUUUCUCACAGGAGAAAUCUAGAUGUAAAUAUUGAGUUCAAAAAAACGAAAACUUUGAAAGUACGCCCAGUUGUGCCCUGCCCGCGCUCUCAGGUGGUGGCGUUUAGAAGUCAGGGGGGAGCCUGGGCUCCAAGUUUGCAUGGAGCCGCAGCAGCAGUCAGCAGUGGCUGUCCCGAGCCAUGAUUUAAGGAAAAGCCAGGCAUUUCUCUCCACUGAGGUGCAACUCGGGGCUCAGUGCAAAAUUUUCUUUGAGAAAGGACCUUUCAGUGAUCUUUCUUGAGUGCAGGUCAUGAGUGUGUAGCCUUUGUGCCAAAGUGUGUAUGGAUGUUUGUGACAGAUGCCAAGUGUCCUUUUUGCUGUUACUUUUUCAGUUUGGGGUGGGGGGGACUAAGCGUAUCAUUUAAUUUUUGUAUUAUUUAGCUUUUGUUUGAAAUUUGGCAAGAAAAUCCCGAAAGAUAAAUUAUAGGAUAAAAUGUAGGAUUGGAAGGACCUUAAACUGUCACCAAGUUUGACAAAUAAUUCUUCAAUUAUUUGUUAGCAUAGAAAUUUCUGCAUUUUUCUUUCCCGUGUGUCUCAUUUACAACUGAAUUUAAAAUUAAAAUAACGAAUGAGACAGACACUGAGUAUUUUGGUAUGCAAUGGAAGUUUUACAUCAGCAAAUAUGUACGUGUGAAGCAGUAUUUUAAGGAAGUUUUAAAAUGCAUAAAAACUCUGUAAAAGUAAAGGUUUGGUUCAUGUUUUAUCUAGAAUAUAGUUUUCAAAUAUUCUUAAUCUUAUAUUUCAGAAUGAAAUCAUAUUAUUUCAGAAUGAAAUUAUAUAAUGAAAAAUCAGUUCGCUUUCAUGUGAGGGGCCUUUGGUCAUAAGGGUGGAUCCAUGAUUAGAAGGGAUAAGCUGAAAGUUGACCACAGCAGUGAUUUUCCUUGGGAAAGGGUCUCACUAUUUAUGGGGGAAAUUAUUUCUCAAUUAUCUUUUUGUUUGUUUGUCAAAGAUAGGGUCUCACUAUGUAAUCCUGGCUGCCCUGGAACUAACUGUAAACUAGGCUGGCCUCAGACUCACAGAGAUCCUCCUGCUCUCUCUGCCUCUUAAGUGCUGGGAAAGGGCAUGUGUAACCACACCAGGUUAAAAGAGUGUUCUUAAAAAGUGUUGAGUAGCCUGGCCUUUUGAGAGCCAAGAGGAUAAGAAGAAACAAAGCCAAGCUUUGUUCUGGUAGAGAAAGUAGCAGGUAGAAGAGAAUCUUGGGUUUAGUGCUGUACUUUAGGUUCACAAGAAUUCAUUUACUUCCUAGAAUAGAUCAAACCUCCAACAAAAAUGCUGAGCAGACAGGCCUUUCUAGGUCAGCCUCGGAAGAACUGAAGCGUGCCGAGUUACCUUAAUUCUGAUGGCUCCAUGUCUAUUUUAUUCUCUUUUGCAUAUGGUACAAUAAAUUUUUUCUCCCUAGGUAUUGGAUUUUGCAUUCCAGGGGAAAUGUGUGUAUGUAUUUAUGUAUGUGUACUGUGUUGUUACAGGUAAACAAACUUCAACUUGAAGUGCAUUCAUUAUGUGGUAUCCAUAUGCAUUGACCAUGUGCCAUGUUUAUUAUGGUCAAGAGGACAUCUUGCUAUGAUGCUUAUUACUAUACUGUUUUUCAUUUAACUUGUAAAAUUUUGCAGAAUUCUUCCCCCCCCUUUACAUAUAAGUUCAUAUAUUUUUCUACUUUAGUCCUGGGAAACUCAGUUCUAAUGUCUUUUCUAUUAUUCUCCCCUCUGUAAUAGGUAUAAUUAAGAUAUUAUAUACAGGGUUAUUUUGACAAUCAACAGUUUCCUAACUGUAAUAAUGUGUACAUUACUUAAUAAAAGAAUUGGCAUAGUA
Messenger RNA from Meriones unguiculatus (Mongolian gerbil), 5022 nucleotides. It is a transcript of the gene Pkd2, whose product is annotated as polycystin 2, transient receptor potential cation channel. The transcript has 15 exons. NCBI's taxonomy places the organism in Eukaryota, Metazoa, Chordata, Mammalia, Rodentia, Muridae. Gene Ontology annotation, molecular function: voltage-gated sodium channel activity; potassium channel activity; calcium ion binding. The coding region runs from base 79 to 2982 and encodes 967 amino acids. Gene Ontology annotation, biological process: potassium ion transmembrane transport; detection of mechanical stimulus; release of sequestered calcium ion into cytosol. Gene Ontology annotation, cellular component: membrane. The record is from RefSeq and is a predicted model, not a curated record.